AUGAUCGCCAGGAGAAAGGUCCUUCAAAUGGCCGCAGUGGCGGCCAUUACAACUUAUAUCCUCUGCACGGUAUUUGUCCGAAGCUUUGGAGAUAGAGAAUGGCCCACCUCGCUUUCCAAACUCUCUCAGAACUCCAUGGGCGAUAAUGUUUUCGAACACAUACAAAACAGCACUCUUGGAUUUGAGCAUAUCUACGCGAUCAGUAUGAAAGAGCGGACCGACAAGCGCGAUUUCCUCACACUAGCAGCCUCGAUAUCGGGGUUCAAGGUGGAAUGGCUCGAGGGAGUGCGACCCGAUGAUCUACAUCCUAAGGCCAUGCCUGACGGACUCGACACCUCACCCGUGAAGCUCACCGCCGUGGCAUGUUGGCGUGCGCACAUGAAUGCAUUGGUCAAUGUGAUAAGCAAUGACUACUCAACCGCUUUGAUUUUGGAGGAUGACGCAGACUGGGAUGUGAGUCUCAAGUCCCAGCUCGGUGAAUUUGCGCGCGGGCUGCACGCCUUAAAAGGGACCAAUCAGGUAUCCAAAGAAGCUCCUUACGGAACAGAUUGGGAUCUCCUUUGGAUCGGCGGAUGUGCCUCGGGCCCGAACGCCAACGAAACAAGCUUCUACGCUAUACCCAUGGACCCCACAGUUCCGAGGGUCCACCACCGAGCCACCUGGGGCGGACCCACCGAAAACUGGAAGCAACAAUAUCCAGAAUUGGCCGAGGACUCGACGCGAUUUAUCUAUCGGGCUGAAAUGGGCUGCUGCAUGUUUGGAUAUGCAGUUACAACCAAGGGCGCUAGGAACAUUCUUUCCGCUCUUUCCAUUGAUCAUUUGGAUAAGCCGGUAGAUGAUGCCCUGAGUGAAUUGUGCGCGGGUGCUAAUGGGCGCCGCAAGAUUGAAUGCUGGGCUCCGUUCCCCAAUUUGAUUGGUACGUAUAGAAAGGCUGGAUCGGCUGCCCGGGAUUCAGAUAUCGAGAGCAACAACGCGGCUGAAUUCCACGAAGAGCUGGCCUGGAAUAUGGUAUACAGCACCAGGCGUAAUAUCCACCAAUUAGUUGCUAGCGAGGAAAUUGUUUACUCACAAUGGAAGGAUGAAGAUGUGCCAUGGUCGAGUAAAGAGAUUAAGCAUAAGGAGUUUGUUUAUCCUGGUGGAUAUCUUGUCAAUUAA
Penicillium roqueforti is the source of this 1155-nucleotide messenger RNA. RefSeq names its product putative LPS glycosyltransferase. The coding region runs from base 1 to 1155 and encodes 384 amino acids. The transcript has 4 exons. NCBI's taxonomy places the organism in Eukaryota, Fungi, Ascomycota, Eurotiomycetes, Eurotiales, Aspergillaceae. The record is from RefSeq and is a predicted model, not a curated record.